GCGUGCGUAGUUAAUGAGAAUGAGCCUCUGGCAGGCUAGGGAAGCCGCCGAAGGAGUAGGACGCGUGCGCAGGCCUGGGGGCUGUUGGGGGCGGGAGAACAACGCAGACUUCACCUUUGAUUCCCCCGUGGUUUAGAUGCUUGCUGAAUGUUUCCGGCUGGAGGCCGGUGCAAAAACAGGUCCUGCCGCACCGCCUCGUGUCCGCGAUGAGCACCUGGGCUUUGCUCCGUUUCCCUGCACCGCUGAUCAGGAUGUGUUCGGGGAACUGGGGACUCAGGCUUCAGGAGAAGCCAGCACUGCUCUUCCCAGGAAUGGCUGCUGCUGCGGUGCAGGUGGCAGGCAGGAAGGACUAUCCUGCUCUGCUUCCCCUGAAUGAGAGUGAGCUUGAAGAACAGUUUGUGAAAGGCCAUGGUCCAGGGGGCCAGGCCACCAACAAAACCAGCAACUGUGUAGUGCUCAAACAUGUGCCCUCCGGCAUUGUGGUCAAGUGCCACCAAACACGAUCAGUGGAUCAAAACAGAAAGAUAGCUCGGAAAAUCCUCCAGGAGAAAGUGGAUAUCUUCUACAAUGGCGAAAACAGCCGGGUCCACAAAGAAAAGCUGGAGGCUGAGAGGAAAAAGCAAGCGAGGAAGAAAAGAGCAAAGGAGACCCUAGAAAAAAAGAAGUUGUUGAAAGAACUAUGGGAAGCAAGUCAGCACGUCCCUGAGGAAAGAACUGGUGCUGAUGCUGUACCAGGGGGCUUUCGGAAAUAACGGUGGAAAUGCCUGGCACCGGUGUUGGCGCAUCUAAAGAAAGUGUCCUGGAGGCGGGAGUGGUGGUGCACACUGCGGUCUCGGCACUCGGGAGGGCCAGGGCUUGAGCAGAAGCACUUGUCCCACAAGUGAGUUUGAUUCUCAAAAUCCACAUAAGGGUGGAAGGUCAGAACUGACUCCAGAGUCCUCUGACUUGCUGAUGUAAGCUAUUCCCUGUGUGCCCACACUUGUCACACACAAAAAUGAACAAGCAAAGCCAGGCGGUGGUGGCGCACGCCUUUAAUCCCAGCACUCGGGAGGCAGAGGCAGGCGGAUCUCUGUGAGUUCGAGACCAGCCUGGUCUACAAGAGCUAGUUCCAGGACAGGCUCCAAAAACCACAGAGAAACCCUGUCUCGAUAAACAAAAACAAAAAAAAAAUGAACAAGCAAUACAAGGUUAAGAUAAAAACAGUUUGAAAGAGUACUGAUAUUAGUUAACCCCGCCGGGCGGUGGUGGCGCACGCCUUUAAUCCCAGCACUUGGGAGACAGAGGCAGGCGGAUCUCUGUGAGUUCGAGACCAGCCUGGUCUACAGAGCUAGUUCCAGGACAGGCUCCAAAACCACAGAGAAACCCUGUCUCGAAAAAUCAAAAAAAAAAAAAAAAAGAUAUUAGUUAACCCCACUUUUAUGGCAAGUUGAACCAAACAAUAGCACUUAGUGGUAUCUUGUCAACUCCAGGGGCAUUGCUGAGCCGCCUUAAGGUAUAAUUUAGCCUUAGUUUUGGGUAAAGAGUAGUAAAGAAAAUGAACCAUCAGUGAAGUGGCACUAAGUUACCUGCUGUGCUUGCUGGUUUUAACAAUUCACACAAGCUAGCAUCACCAGGGAAGUUUUAGUGAGAAAUUAUCUGUAUUGUUAACUAAGUCAGAAAACCUAGCUCAUUGUGGUCAGCAUCAUUCCCUAAGCAGGAAUCCAGAAUACAAGAAAGCUAGCUAAGAAAAGCAAGCAAUGAUGCUUUUACUCUCUUGACUGGAUGUGGUAUACUACUGGAGUUCCUACCCUGACUUCCCCAAGAUGACUUACUGUAACUUGAAAUAGCAAGCUAAAUAAAUUCUUCUUUCAUAA
This is a messenger RNA of Microtus ochrogaster (prairie vole), 1853 nucleotides long. RefSeq names its product mitochondrial translation release factor in rescue (gene Mtrfr). The record is from RefSeq and is a predicted model, not a curated record. Gene Ontology annotation, molecular function: translation release factor activity. Gene Ontology annotation, cellular component: mitochondrion. Gene Ontology annotation, biological process: translational termination. Lineage: Eukaryota; Metazoa; Chordata; Mammalia; Rodentia; Cricetidae.